This is a messenger RNA of Lodderomyces margitis, 2334 nucleotides long. RefSeq names its product Tip20p (gene TIP20). Lineage: Eukaryota; Fungi; Ascomycota; Pichiomycetes; Serinales; Debaryomycetaceae. Gene Ontology annotation, cellular component: Dsl1/NZR complex. Gene Ontology annotation, biological process: endoplasmic reticulum to Golgi vesicle-mediated transport; regulation of ER to Golgi vesicle-mediated transport; retrograde vesicle-mediated transport, Golgi to endoplasmic reticulum. The record is from RefSeq and is a predicted model, not a curated record. Bases 1 to 2334 code for a protein of 777 amino acids. The transcript has a single exon.
AUGGAACUUUCCAAUUACUUCAAUUUUAAUUUUACAAAUAUCGAAGACUUGACGUCGCUCGAGACCAAACUUGACGAGUUACGCGAUUUUGAUAAGCAAGUAAAAAACACCGUGGUGAGCAAGUUGUCAGAUUCAACUGAAUCGCAAUUAGUGAACAAAAUAAAGCCAGAUACAGACUACACUAAGAUAAAUGAUGCAAUUGAGAAGAUUAUAUCCGUCGUUCUGGUAAUAGCUAACUUGGACGAUGUAAACGAGAGCUUGAAUAACAUUGAUGCCUUGAUUCAAGAAUAUGGUGACAUACCAGCAUUGAAGGAAUUGCAAGCAAAAAUCAAGAAUAAACAUGCUGCCGAGGUGCAAAUGAAGUAUCUUUUGGAAUAUCAGCAGCUUGAAAAAAAACUAACUGAUAGCACUUCAUUGGAGGAUAUGCAAAGUCUUUCGCUGGAAGUAAAAGAGUUGCUGGCCCCUGAAUUGAUUUCAAAACUUGACCUGGAAAUUAAUCUACUGAGAGUAAAAUUGGAGCAUGAAUUGCAGGGCCUAAUCAAGGACAAUAAAUGGUUGAGUAAAAACUCCGUUUCAAACGAAACAAUGACUUCAAUAACUAGAAUCGCUGAAAAAUUGAUUCAAUUGCAAUCAAUAAAGCAUAUCCCCACCUACCCAGAUACAUGGUGGGUGUUGCAAUGUUUACUAGAACCUGUGAUUACAAGGUUUCACUACCAUUUUGAUACGCCUAAUAAGGACACCAAUAAGUUGUCAAAACCAGAGUGGGCAUUGAACUUUAUUGAAACCUUUUUGGACGACAAUCUACCACUUCUUAAUAUAACUGUUGACGAUCAAUUCAGAAAAGUGCAUAGGAUUGGUACGUAUGAAAUAAUCACUGCUUUGCUCGUUCCUGUGAGAGACAAGAUGAAUAAAGUGAUUCAAGUCAUUAAUACCAAUUUGAACUUGGAAUACGAUAAAAAAGUAAGGGAAAAGUAUGGAGUCUUGUUAUCACACUUGGUAUUUGAAUUAUCUUCGUUUGAUCAAAGGCUAAGAAACAAAUACAAAUAUAACCCGUACGCAACGGAUUCUGCAAAACCUGUAAUGGAGAAAUGGACUGGGAUCACUGGUGAUAUUUUAUUGGACAAUCAUAAUCGUGCUUUUGAAAGCUGGCUUGGGUUUGAGAAGCAAUUGGCUGUGAAAAGAUUCAAUCUGGAGAUAAUAAAUGUGGAUGAUUGGAUCAAGAUAGAUUUCGAUUACCAACCAGAAAAAUAUGGUUCAGACUUGAGGUCCGCUCGCGCAAAAUACUUGCGGCCAUCAUUUUCCGCUUAUGGUCUUGUCAAACUAGUUGAAAAUUUGAACUCCCAUUUCCAAACGCUCAGUAUCGUCAAGUUUCAGUUGAAGUAUGUGUCGAGUAUUCAGUUACACUUGCUAGACUUGUAUUUGGAUCAAUUGACCCAGCAACACAAGUUGUUUACUGAUAGGAAUACCAAGAGUGUUUUAACAAUGAUACCAGGUGGGAUCGAUACAGACUCAAAGACUUCCAACAAAUACGAAGCCGAACUGAGAAUGGGGUUGGAGAACCUCACCCAAAUUUACUGUUCGGCUAAAUUUGUCAUUAACUGGAUGCAAAAAUGGAACGAGGAUCUUGUCUUUGUUCAGCUAUGGAAAAUGUAUCAAAGCUUAUCCGAUGUCACUUUUGAUCUGGAUGCGGAUGACGGAUUAUUCAGCUCAAUCUCGAACAAGUUUGAUAAAUUGGUUGACAAAACGUUGAGCAGCUACUUGGCAAUAUUUCGAAUUGAAAUCAAGCGGUUGUUGAAAGCGUAUGUGAAUACAAGUCAGUGGGUUUUGCCCGACCAAAGCAAUGACCUUUCUCCGUCUCAAGAUUUAAAAUCAAUUAUAAACACGUUGCCAACCUAUCUUGAUAUUAUAGAAAAGUCGGUAUCCAAGAUUGAUUACUUUGCUAUUUCCAGCAUGGCAGUAACCAUUAUAUCAGAGUUGUUAUAUGAGUAUGUGAUUACUAAUAACAGGUUUUCAAGAGCUGGGGUUAAUCAGUUGAUUAAUGAUUUCAACUAUUUGGUCAGUUCUUUGCAUGUUACAUUACUAUUAAACACAAGGAGACUGAGUUCUAUUACGCGUUUGGAAGAUUACCCAAUGUCUAAUGAUAACAACCGAAGUUAUGUUAAAGUGGUGCAAGCGAUUGAUGUUCUUGAUUCUGUCUCACUGGAGAUGACAAGCGAUAUUAAGCGCCAAGAAGGAAAUGCAAUUGAUAAAUUGAGACAAGAUUACACACAUGGAAUAGAUGCUUUGAACAAUGCCGAGAUAAAGGAUUUAUUGAAUCGACUUGUACAGGAGUAA